CUGUUUCCCUGUGCCUUCAGUGUUCCUGCUGUGAGGCAUGUCUGUUUGCUGCCCUGUUGUUUGGAGAUAAAGCAGGCAGUUCCUGUGACAGCGUGAAAUGUUUACAUCCCCUCCUAAAUGAUCUUGUACAAAACUUACAUGAACUGGCUGUGAAAACUGGCUGCGCUUCCCUCACUGAGGCGGAAAGAGGGCGCCCCUGGGCAGGCGGUGGGAGCCAGUUCCCUUUAUAAAAGGACUUCAUCACUCCCCUCCCUCAGAGGCAGCUGACAAGGAACUAGAGUCAUAUGACUUCACACUAGGAAAUCGCCGGAUGCCUGCAAGGAUGUAUCCUAUUUUGAUCUUCUCUCUAGUGACUUUGAGUUCAGGUUAUUUUAUCAAGCCACCCAAAGAGCCCAGACAGGCGUGGGGAUAUGUGCCCGUCAGAAGCAAUGCAAGCAUGUUCUGGUGGCUGUAUUAUGCGGACAACCCUGCCCAGAAUUUCACAAGCUUUCCUCUUAUCUUGUGGCUUCAAGGAGGCCCAGGGGCUUCAGGCUGCGGAUAUGGGAACUUUGAAGAGAUCGGUCCAUUAGAUGCAGAUCUGAAACCCAGAAGAACCACUUGGCUGCAGGCAGCAAGUGUGCUGUUUGUUGAUAACCCCGUUGGCACUGGGUACAGUUAUGUGAAUGACACCCUGGCGUACGCCACAGACAUUUGCACUGUCACUUCAGAUAUGAUGGUACUUCUCAAAGAGUUCUUUGCAUCUAAGACAGAAUUCCAGAAAAUCCCUUUCUACAUUUUUUCAGAAUCUUACGGAGGGAAAAUGGCUGCUGCCAUUGCUUUGGAGCUUUAUAAGGCUGUUGAAGCCGGGACAAUAAAGUGCAACUUUAGUGGGGUAGCCCUUGGUGAUUCAUGGAUUUCUCCCAUAGAUUCUGUGAUUGCCUGGGGGCCUUACCUUUACACCACUUCUUUACUUGAUGAUAAAGGUUUAAAGGAAGUGACAACGGCAGCCAAAAAAAUCCUGGAUGCUAUGAAUAAAAAGGAAUUCAAACUGGCUACCUUGCUUUGGAGUAAGGCAGAGGACAUCAUAGAGAAUAACACAAAUGGAGUGAAUUUCUACAAUAUUCUGACUCAAGAGUCAGAAACUGCUUCAAGGAGUCUUACAUCCACUCUGAGUGAAACACUCCCAUUCAUAAAGCUCUUCCAGCGUCAUGUGCAAUACCAAAAUAAAGACAAGCUGAGUGACUUGAUGAAUGGGCCCAUCAGAAAGAAGUUGAAAAUAAUUCCAGACCAUGUCAAGUGGGGAGGUCAGUCUGAAAAUGUGUUCAUGAAUAUGGCCGGAGACUUCAUGAAGCAUGUGAUAGACACUGUAGAUGAACUGCUGGAAGCCAACGUCAAUGUCACUGUUUAUAACGGGCAGCUGGAUCUCAUUGUUCCUACUAUGGGUCAAGAAGCAUGGAUCCGGAAACUGAAAUGGCCCAAGCUGAAAAAAUUCAGUGCACAAAGAUGGCAGCCUUUGUAUGCAUGCCCAGAAUCCACACAGACAGCAGCCUUCCAUAAGUCCUAUGAUAACUUAGAUUUCUUUUGGAUCUUAAAGGCUGGGCACAUGGUGCCAGCUGACCAAGGCGAUAUGGCGCUGAAAAUGCUUAGGAUUGUGACCCAUCAAAGACACUAAGAGAGUUGGUGCCAGGCUGGCUUGACUUCCUCAGAACAUCGCAAGUCCCGGCUGGAUGUGUCUGUCUCUAUUUUCCGUGCAUACUGACCUGCAGGAAGAGGAGUUGCUGUUCAGCAUCAUCGUGGCUUUCUGCGGUCUGCAGGCAUUCACAGCAGCAUUUUAAGUGGAUGAAGAUACAUUGCCUAGGACAUGUACAGUAUAAACCUGUGAUGCUCUGCCCCGACUUUACUCAAUGGCGCUUCAGAGUGAUCAAGGAUCCACUGCAGACUUAAAAAUAAAGCUGGGUAAUGCCGCCAUUGGACCGCUGACAAGUUAGAAACAGGCAAACUUUUGAGUCUUGCAGAACUCUGCUUCGCUCUGAGCAUUGCAGAAUGGGAUGCGGGAGGGGUGUGAAACAGAAAGUCCAAAAAGACCUGAGAAGUCCCUUUGACUUCACUGCUUGUGUCCUUCUCCUGUAGCUCUACAGCUUGACAAGAAGUAUUGCUGGACUUGAAAACUCGCCUGUUUCUAAUACAAUCAAUAAAUGUAUUACUUAGUUCUUAUUUCUGCAUUUUGUACAAGAACCACCAAGCUUUUUUCUUCUUAUUUUGUUUGAUCCUAUGGGCCUGAUUUCUGCUACACUGUCUUUUAUUUUUGUUUUUUUGAGCAAUAGAGAACUUUUGACCAACUUAUGUUUACAUAUAACCUUUAAUCCUGGUGCUGUACAGAGGAAUAAUGGGUAGAUGUUCCUUAUCAAAUCAAAAUGUCCAAAGUGAACUACUAUGGUUACUUUCUAUGGGUUCCCUCCACCCCCCAAAAAAAUAAACUAAGGGCAUGAAACAUA
Molecule: messenger RNA, 2474 nt
Organism: Pogona vitticeps (central bearded dragon)
Lineage: Eukaryota; Metazoa; Chordata; Lepidosauria; Squamata; Agamidae
Source: RefSeq, a predicted model, not a curated record